This is a messenger RNA of Spizellomyces punctatus DAOM BR117, 2554 nucleotides long. RefSeq lists its product as uncharacterized. Gene Ontology annotation, biological process: cilium-dependent cell motility; axonemal dynein complex assembly; regulation of cilium movement. The coding region runs from base 19 to 2418 and encodes 799 amino acids. Lineage: Eukaryota; Fungi; Chytridiomycota; Chytridiomycetes; Spizellomycetales; Spizellomycetaceae. Gene Ontology annotation, cellular component: axonemal dynein complex; axoneme. The transcript has 12 exons. The record is from RefSeq and is a predicted model, not a curated record.
ACAAAAUUAGUUUUCGAUAUGUCCAAUAUUAGCGCCCAAGCUGGCGGUUUGAAUGUGGACGAGGUAGCUCAACCACAUGCUGGGACACCUACUGGUGGGGCCAGUAGUGGUCCUGUACACGGCGGAGAGGCAGAUGAAGGAGGUGUCACUGUUGGUGGGGAGGGUGAUAUCGAAGGGGAAGGUGAAGGGGAUGCAAGUAGAGAAGCUAGAAUUGCAAGUAGAAAACGACGGAUGGAAGCCAGACGAUUAGCAAGGAUGAAACCGGAGAAGAUGGAGGAUGCUUCUACUGCUCGAAGGACAAAGAAACCGGAGCCGUCACAGGCGGAGGCUGGUAAAUCCAAAUCACAGGUAUCAGCCAGUAAGCAGAGAAUUGAAUCUACAAAGCAAGCCAGUAACGAUCAAGUUACUUCCGUUCGCGUUUCUCUCGUUGCUCGAGAAGACGGUAGACGACAGGAAGAGGCACGCAAGGUGCAGCAAUGGAACCGAAAGCGAGAUGAAGAGCGAAAUCGUAGUUCCGAAAUGGGGACGGAAAUUGAGGAUGCUUGGAAUAAAGUUUUGGGAACAAGUGGAGGUCCUUAUGAGCUGUAUGAGCUUUUGACGGAGCAAAAACAUGCAUGCGGCAAUCUCAUUGGUGUAAAAAACAAGCUGAUCGAGGAGUACGUUGCCGAACUCAAAUCAAAGGAUGACGAAUAUGUCAAAGAGUUGAAAAGACAAGCCGAAGAGAUUGAUGCCCUUCUCAGUCGGAUGGAAGCAAAUCACCGAGCGUUUCAGACGACUCUACGAGAAGAGCUGGAACAAAUUGAGCGGGCGUUUGUGGAGGAGCGCACAGAGUUGAUUGAUGCUAACGUUAAAGACGUUGAUACAUUAUUUGAGACACGAGCGGCGAAUGAAGCAAAAUACAUGGAAGAACGUGGCAAUCGAGUGGAGGACCAUGUCCAGCAACUUGAAGCUUUGCGUGUCCACGAUGCAGAAGAGUACAAUUUGGUGAAGAUCAAGCUGGAGACUGAUGUUCAGGUUUUGGAGCAACAAUUGCAACAGAUGCGGGCAACAUAUCAGCUCAAUACGGAAAAGCUCGAGUAUAACUUUCAAGUCCUCAAAAAACGUGACGAGGAGAACGGAACCAUCUUGGGAGCGCAGAAGAGAAAAAUAACAAGAUUAACAGAUCACUUAAACACCCUGAAAGCGAAACUAUCCAAGCAAGAAAAAACCUAUCAGCAAGAAUACAUGGGAUUGACUGACGAUUACAAGCGAAUAACCGAGCAGUUUAAGGAGCUGCAAAAGAAAUUUAGACAUUUCCAAGUUGCUGAUGGAAAGAAAUUCCGGGAAGUUUGGCAAAUGAACGAGGAAAUGGCUAAAGAGCUCAUGCGAAAGCUCUUACAAGCAGAUCAAAUCAUUCACGAACAGCAACUCGGCCUUCCAUGGUCACCAACACCAUCCCCGGAAGACCUCUUCCGCACCGUCGACCCAUCCAUUUUCCACUCUUCUUCACCCUCUGCUAAAGUUGCUGCCAUUGCCGCUACAACCAAAACACAACGUCCAUCGUCUCGCGGCAACAUUACAGCCGAGUCUUCAGCACCGUCUGCAGAUAAAGCCAUGGCCAGCACCGCCGACGAUGAUGAGCCUCGGCCAUCAAUAGCCGCCAAACUUCUUGCUGCAACGGACGACACCACUCCUUCCGCGUCAUCGACAACACAUCAACACCACCUAAGUCCGUCAUCUGCCACCACGAAAAGAAUGCUAGACCUACUAUGCACAGAGGCAUCAUUCCUAGUCGAAGAAAAGCUCCAAAAACUUCUUGUCCCUCUUCAAUCUUCUGAACAAUCUCUCAUGAAACUGGACUCGAUAUUCAAGGCGCUUGGCGUUGAGAGCAUGGAAGAUAUGGAAAGACUCAUGGGAUACUUUAUCAAAAGUUCCACAACAGAUGCACAUGGGCAAGAGGAAGUGGAGCUUAUUGGGCCAAAUGAAGUUGUUGGGGCAGUCCGUAAAUUUGUGGAAGAUAAGAGGUCGAGAAAGGUUGGAGGUCCUGAUACUUUAACUGAAACACGAGCUGUUGAGGAUGAUUUGCCAGAUACCGAUCUUGAACCACCCAGCGACACCGAAGCCGCCAUAACAAACGCAGAUGGUACAUCAAACACCCAAUCACGGAGCGAGCUCCUCCGUUCAUACUGGCAGCGCAUGGCCAAUGUCAUUGAUGAUGAUAAAUAUCGUGUUUGGACGGCCGUUCAUGCUGCAAUGACAAAUUACAACGCAGAGCUUGUCGCACGGUACAAUUUAACACAACAAGUGGAGGCUAUCCAACAACAGAAUGACGAGCUUAAAGGGUUGUUACGACAGUAUAUGGGGGCACAGGUUAAUGAUGAGCUUCAUAUCCCGCCUGCAAAGAUUUUGAUGGCACAAGCUGGGGUUCAGGUUGGGUGAGGUGGUUGGGAUUGACAUGGAUUGAUGUAGUGUGAAAUCUUGCCAUGUUUCUUGAGGGAUUUAUCUCGUAGAUGAAUUUUAUGUCAAUUGGAUUCGUGCUGCCCUCCAUUCCGGCUUGUGGCUUCAAAUAUCUUGA